AUGGCAGAUUUGGCCGUUUUAAGGACAGCUAAGCAAGCUCUUGAUGAAGGGCUUGUGAACCCGGACGACUAUGACUUUAUCAAGAAAGCAUUCCUUCGCGCGCAGCAGAUCAAGGCGGGGUUGGAUGCCGGAUUUAUAAAGGAGGACGACUAUGUGCAAGCUCGUGAUUCUUUCCUUCACUCUCUCGACUUCGCACUCGUUGGAAACCCAGCGAGCGCAGGGCAACAGUCGAGGCCCGGCAGUCCUAAAGGCGCGCAAGUGCAAGCAGCAGCUCAGCCGCUUCCAUCUAUCGUUGCCCGUUUCCCACAGCCGUCAAGUACGCUUCCUCAUAAGAUUUCAACGCCACAGUUGCGCGAGUCUCCCACGGCGGCGCAAACCACAGGACCAUCGGCGCCGCACCCUGGCCCCCCACCUUCUGGACUGGGGUCCCGAACAAACAGCGGCCAGCAUAUUCUUGGUGGCUCAGGCACAGUUCCCAUUCCGACGGACCUACCGUCAUCGCGCGGGCCCCGCACCGCUGCUAUGGCGCCGAACAAGACCUCCAUGUCCGGCAUCUGCGUCAACGAACAGUGUAUUGCUAUUUUUAACCACAUCAAGACCAAGUCGGCUUACAAGUGGGUAACCUUCAAGGUUAAUGAUGCCGGAAAUGAGGUCGUCGUUGACCAGCUCGGAGGUGCCGACGCAACGUACGAGCAGUUUGUGAACAUCCUUCCUGAGAACAACUGCAGAUACGCUGUCUAUGACUACGCAUACCAAAAUGCUGACACGAACCAGACAAUCAACAAGCUUGUCUUUGUUCAUUGGGCACCGGACAGCUCCACGACCAAGCACAAGAUGAUGUACGCGUCUACCAAGGACUUCCUGAAAUCUUACUUGGAUGGGCUUGGCGCCGAACUGCAAGCCACUGACACUAAAGAAGCCGGGGAAAGCGAAAUGCGGGAACGCGUGCACCAGGCCAUAACGCGAAAAUGA
Messenger RNA from Volvox carteri f. nagariensis, 972 nucleotides. It is a transcript of the gene adfA, whose product is annotated as actin-depolymerizing factor AdfA. Gene Ontology annotation, molecular function: actin filament binding. The coding region runs from base 1 to 972 and encodes 323 amino acids. The record is from RefSeq and is a predicted model, not a curated record. The transcript has 6 exons. Gene Ontology annotation, cellular component: cytoplasm; actin cytoskeleton. Gene Ontology annotation, biological process: actin filament depolymerization. Lineage: Eukaryota; Viridiplantae; Chlorophyta; Chlorophyceae; Chlamydomonadales; Volvocaceae.